Messenger RNA from Xiphophorus maculatus (southern platyfish), 2405 nucleotides. RefSeq names its product zinc finger protein interacting with ribonucleoprotein K-like. Gene Ontology annotation, cellular component: nucleus. The record is from RefSeq and is a predicted model, not a curated record. The transcript has 2 exons. Bases 20 to 796 code for a protein of 258 amino acids. NCBI's taxonomy places the organism in Eukaryota, Metazoa, Chordata, Actinopteri, Cyprinodontiformes, Poeciliidae.
GCUGAAUAUUUCAGUAACAAUGUCUUCAGUUCAGCAGCUGAGGGAUUUUAUCAGACAGAGACUAACUGCUGCUGCGGAAGAAAUCUUCACUCAGGUAGAAAAAACCAUCUUCCGCUACGAGGAGGAGAUUAAACUGCUGGAAACCUGCAGGAAUAAACCUCAGAUAAAACCCAGCAGAACCGUCGUCCCAAAGCAACAUGAAGAUGAGGAAGAGGAGGUUCUCACUGACAGCCAGCUCUGUAAUCAGAUGAUGAAUCUGAAUGAGGAUCAGGAGCAAAAAGAGGCUCCACAAGAGAGCGACAGCAACGAGGAGCUGGAACAUCAGCUGCUGAAGGAGGAACCAGAAGCUUCACUGGUUAAAGAGGAACAGCAGGAAGUCUGCUGCAGUCAGGAGGGACAGCAGAUGGACAGGGUUUAUUUUACUCAGACUAUGACUCUGCAACAAAUUGAUUUCAGUGAAGAAGAGCCAAACUUUCAGCAUCUCAACUCUAACAAUGUUUUUGCUCUGGAGAACCAAGAUGAAGCAGGAAGCUACAGUCCUGCGUUAGGGUGUCGGUCCAGAAUGGUUCCAAGUGAAUCCUUUAAAUGUCAUGUUUGUGGGAAAGUCUUUCAAUCAAAGUAUAACACGUUGCGACACCUCAGAGUCCACUCAGGCGAGAAGCCAUUCUCCUGUAAAAUAUGUGGAAAAGUCUUCACACAAAACUCUCACUUGAAAGAGCACAUGAAAAGGCACACAGGUGCCAAGCCCUUUUCCUGUGAAACCUGUGGGAAAUGUUUGCCAGACGUUUUAAUUUAAAGGUUCACAGAAAAACACACACAGGCAGCAAGUUUAUUCCAUGUGAAAUCUGUGGGAAAAGCUUUCAGGAAAGAUGCUACAUUAGAUUCCACAUGCAGACCCACACAUGUGAGCGGCCAUAUUCAUGUCUAACAUGCAAUGAAAGCUUUAGCAGUCUGAGUGAACUGAACUGUCACCGGAGAGUCCACAGAGCUCUGAGGGAUCUCCAGUGAAUGAGCAAAACGUGGGAAAAGCUUCAGUCUUCAGGUGAUUGGAUGAGAGCAGACUUUAACUGGACCAUAACGGCCGUGUUCCCUGUGGUUGAUAUUCUGAUGAAACACUGUUGAGGAUGAAAACAUCUGUGUUUACAGCAGCUUUCAGAAACUCUGAUGAAUGAAUCUUUUCUCCUGAACAUUGAUGAUGAAGGUUAAACCUUAACCACGCUGGAUUACCCGCCUGCUGUUUUUCAUUGUAUUUUCUGGGGCUGCUGGAGUUUAAUCUCUGCCAGUGUCCAUUAUGAAGGUUUUAUAGUUCAGCCUACAGCCCCCCUUUUUGAUUGGCAUCGCAUUUGACCAAUGCUAUGAAAUGGCUUUUUCUGAGCCAAUAAUAUCCAGGGAACGACUGGAGCUGGUUUUGACAUGCUUGUAUUCUUUCUGGAAUAUUUCUGACUGGUCAACUCGGAAACUAAAUCUAAAGCCUCCGAUGUGUAGCCAACGUGUCCUGUCAUAAGGAUAUCAGGUAUUUUGGGUUUGUUUUGACAUGAAUCCACCAGCUGCAGGCCUAACGACGCGUAAUGUGUGAGUCUUUGCUGCGUCAAAGUCAGGCUCUGUUAACCCUCGUGUGUAACGGUGUUUACAGGCAGAACAGAGAGACACGUUGUCAGAACGUGUCAAAACUGGAAGUGUUUCUUCAGCAAAACUUCACAACUCACGGGAGUGGAUGAUUAUGGCCGUAAGACUGCUGACAAGUUUUGGAUCUGAGAAUACCGGAAGCUUUUAGCCGGGCGCUGCUGUAGUCAGAGUGAGGUGGGUAGAGUACCGAAGAGCGAGAAUGGGGGUCCGAGGGAAGGGUGGUGUGGGAGGAGCGGGGCAGGAGGGUUCAAAGAAGGAGAGAUGGUGGCAGACUGGGGGUCAGCUAGAGUAUCGUUAGAGUGUGAGGAGGGGGGUGGGUAACAUACUGCAAGGAGGAGGUCUGGCUGUACACUAACUCCCCCUGAUAUGGUAUUUUAUUUAUAUAAUCAUAAGUAAUUUCCACUAUCCGUAAUAAUGUGUCUACCAGAGGAUUCCUCUGCUCAUCAUCUUUCAUUAGAGCCUCAUUAAUGACUGUAUGUUGUUACAGUUUGUAUAUCAGGUGUUGUCCAGGUGGCCGUUUGGAGACAACACCUGUACAUCCUCAAAAAUAAACAUGUCCAAAUUGACAUUUCUUUUUUGUGCUAUUUUGAUCAGUCUUGAAAUCCACGAGCAGAAUACUUUAUUCUACAGAGUUAUUGUAAAAACAGAAAAUUUAGCCUGUCAUCUUCAUAAAGAGACCAAGAUUUUACUCUAAAUGGUUCAACAGCAGCUGAUGUCAUUUAUGUAAACCUUUUCAGUUGUUUUUGUGAUUUGGGGGGUGAGCGUUACCCCGUGUAAGA